AUGUUGAGACACUUCAUAAAUGGCAAGGAGUUGGUAAGGCAUGCAGUCACCCGAUUUGCCACUUCAUUUCUCUCUUUGGAAAGGCUUUAUGAGGAGAAAGAAAAUUUGAGAAGAAUUUUCACCUCGGAUGAAUGGGCAAAGAAUAAGUUGUCAAAUGAGGCAAAGGGGAGGGAGGCAACAAAGAUUGUUAUCAUGCCCUCUUUUUGGAAUCAUGUCAAGUACACCCUUAAGAUCAUGGGCCCUCUUGUUCGGGUGCUUAGACUUGUUGAUGGAGAGAAGAAGCCACCAAUGGGAUAUAUUUAUGAAGCAAUGGAGAAGGCAAAGGAAUGCAUCAUGAAAACAUUUCUUAAUGAUGAGAGCAAGUACAAUGAUGUUUUUAAAAUCAUUGACAACAGAUGGAAUUGCCAACUUCAUCGUCCAUUGCAUGCAACCGGUCAUUUUCUAAAUCCCGAGUUGUUUUAUGACAACCCUCGGAUUGAGCUGGAUUUAGAAGUUACAAAGGGGUGGUUUGAGUGCAUCACUAGAUUGGUGCCAAGUCAAGCUGUGCAACAGAAGAUAUUGGAGGAGCAAGCACUAUACAAGGCCGGCUAUGGACUUUUUGGAUCAGAUUUUGCAAAAUCUCAAAGGAAAAAGAUUUCACCCGCAUUUUGGUGGCGGACAUAUGGGCAUGAAGCUCCAAACAUGCGAGACCUUGCUAUCAAGAUCUUGAGCUUGACUUGUAGUGCUUCUGGAUGUGAGCGUAAUUGGAGUAUAUUUGAGCACAUUCAUACUAAGAAAAGAAAUAGUCUUGAUCAUGAAAGUAUGGAAAGUUUGGUCUUCAUAAAGUAUAACCAACAACUCAUCGAGAGGUACAACCUCAAAGAUGAAGUUGACCCUAUUACACUCAAUGAUAUUGAUGAGUGUAAUGAGUGGUUAGUGGGAGAAAUUGGGACUGCCACCUUUCGAGAUGAUAGUGUGGAUGAUGAUGCUGAUUUCGUUCAUCAAGAUGACAACACUUUGAGUUGGAACCUUGUUUUUGAAGCAAUGGGAGGACAUGAUCCUACAACAAAUACUAGAAGACAACAAAAUAGGAAAAGAAAAGAACCUGCAACUGCAAGAGGUGGUGCAAAAGGUGGACCAAGUGGGUCUAAGGCUUCAAAAAAAGGAAAAGGAAAGGCAGUAAUCCGCCAUUUCCGCCAUUUUCCGCAACGCCAUCCGCUAUAA
Molecule: messenger RNA, 1203 nt
Organism: Arachis ipaensis
Lineage: Eukaryota; Viridiplantae; Streptophyta; Magnoliopsida; Fabales; Fabaceae
Molecular function (GO): protein dimerization activity
Source: RefSeq, a predicted model, not a curated record